CAGUCAGUCAGUUGUUAUCGAGCGUUACUUGGAGUUGGUUGGGCUGCCCACUGCCAGGCUGUGUGUGUUGUUGUUAGUGUUUAGUAUUAGUAUUAGUCGUGUGCGCGCUGCGAAAAUCUGAGCACCUCUCAACCCCCUACGCCCCCCACACACGCUCGCGUUGUCGCCGCCACUGCCGCCGUCGUCGUCGUUGCCGUCGUCGUCUUUGCUGUCAGUUCCAUUUGUAUUAUUUUUGAUUAACGGAACCAGAACGAGAAAUACCCGGAAAUGGAUUACAUUGUAAAGGCCUACAAGGACUGGAAAUUGCACUCGCAAUUUCAAGAGAUCGUGCCCGAUAUGGAUGAUUCGGAAUUCAUGUUCAACGAAAAGCAAUCGAUACGCGACUCUUCACGCACCCUCAAGAAAUACGGCAGCACCUGCUGCAACAGCAUGAUGAGGAACAAUGAAAUCCUCAUACGACACACUGUGGAGAAGACCGACACACUACAGGGCAUUUCACUCAAAUAUGGCGCAACGACGGAACAAAUACGUCGCGCCAAUCGCCUCUUUGCCUCGGACAGCUUGUUCUUGCGUCAGUUUUUGCUGGUGCCAGUGGAGAAGACAUCCCCCUACUAUUUGCAGGCGAAUGGUGGGGACUUGCUUGAUGUCGAUGUCGAUGCACUCACCACUGACGCCAACGUCUGCGCCGCCUCCUCUCCGCCCACUACUCCCGAUGCGAAUUUGCAGCGUGAGGCGCUCAACAAUGCGAACAAUUUGCAUUUGAGCCAGGGCAACAACUGCAGCAUGUACAACAGCAGCGGCAGCAGCAACAGCUGCAACACAAACACCAGCUCUAGCUCCAGCAGCUCGACAAGCACACGCUCCGCCGGAGGAGGCACCACACCACGUCCCUAUUCGAUUGCCGGCGAAUUGCUAGUGCAGGGCAUCGAUGAGGAUCCAGCGAUGAUGAACAAUCACAAUGCGUGCGGCAGCAAGCAGAGCAAAUCGCUGGACUCGGUGGCAGCCAUGACGCCCGAGGAGGAGAAUCGCAAGUGCAUGAAUGACUUUCUCAAUAAGAUAGACAACACAAUUUCCGAAUCGCGCAAAUACGUAGAGCGUUCCAAGGAUUUGGUUAGUAGCCAGAGUGAUGCGGAUAUUUGCAUCAGCGCCAGCACCGAUGUCUUUCCGCAGCGUCGCCAUCAGUUGAACAACUCCUACAAGAACAACAACAAUAAGCCGCCGCAUCAUCAGCGACACAGCUCCACGGGCAGUGGCAAUUCGGACACGGCUCAGCUGCUGAAUACAACACAGACGCGUCGCGUCCAGAACUCACUGAAGCGUCUGGAGAAGCAGCAGGAUGACUUCUUUGAAUUGUAGCAGCUUAUCCAACAAUCACUGGGAUAUCAAUCGACAAGCGCUUCGACGUUAGCUCUAGUUUAAUUACUGUGAAUGAGAGAAAGAGAGUUAAUUUUACAAAUUGUUUUUAAUUGCAGCGUAAUGCUGCACUAUAUGUAAAUUAUAUACUAUAAUCAUUAACAGACACAGACACACACUUACAUGUAGACACUACCUUUAUGAUAAUGAAGAAAGAGAAAGAAGAGGAUGUUAUGUUAUAAGCGCUGCGCUAUUUAAACCUGUACUAUAUACACACUAUACACUUCAUACUAUUAUCGUAUGUAUGUUGAUGAUGAUGACGACGACUCAGUUGUCGAAUGUUUUGAUCUUAUUGUUAAUCCAACUGUCAGCCCUUUGUAAUUGCCGCCAAUUUGCUUGCAAAGUCUGUGCCCCAUGCCCCUAGACCCCUCCCCUUGUGCCCCUUCUGACCCCCUCUUUAAUUAUGAUUACUUUUGUAUGACUAGCUUUAAUUACUCGUUUACUUUUACACACUUAGUUAUGUGAGAAUUAUUAAUAUUAAUUCACAAUAGCAUAGAACUUUAUAACACACACCCAACUAAAUGACUGCUCUUUUGCAAUAUUGAUUGGCCAAUUAGUUGACUUAUAUAUAUGAUAUAUUUAUUUGAGUCUGUGUGUCCUUAAUGUAAUUAAUUGUAAUGUAAAUUGUCCACACACAAAAACACACACAGUUUGUGCAAUCAAAUUCCAUUUAUUCAAAACACGUCCAAGCCUAUAAACACACAAACACGCCCCUUCCUAAAAAGAAAUCCAGCCGAUAUCGUUCCCUACACGGCCAAACAAAACUGCAAAAUCAAGUUGUAUUAGAAGAUUUUAUAAACAAACAAAAUAAAGUAAGCAAG
Drosophila nasuta is the source of this 2234-nucleotide messenger RNA. It is a transcript of the gene red, whose product is annotated as LysM peptidoglycan-binding domain-containing protein red. The record is from RefSeq and is a predicted model, not a curated record. Lineage: Eukaryota; Metazoa; Arthropoda; Insecta; Diptera; Drosophilidae.